This is a messenger RNA of Lindgomyces ingoldianus, 1369 nucleotides long. RefSeq names its product WD40 repeat-like protein. Gene Ontology annotation, cellular component: Cdc73/Paf1 complex. The transcript is spliced from 5 exons. The record is from RefSeq and is a predicted model, not a curated record. Lineage: Eukaryota; Fungi; Ascomycota; Dothideomycetes; Pleosporales; Lindgomycetaceae. Bases 102 to 1043 code for a protein of 313 amino acids. Gene Ontology annotation, molecular function: protein binding.
UCAUCUUUGACUUAACUUCCUAGGUGUCGAUUAUACUGGUAUGCUGCCAGAACUAGGCUAGACGUUGAGACCCCCACAGCUCUAGGAGAAUUGGAAUAGUUAUGUCGAAGCAAUACCUCACCCUCCACACUCUCGACGCCGUCCAUCCCUCCGACAUCUUCGCCCUAGCAGCUACAAAGACACAAAUCCUCUCCGGCUCCGGCUCCAGCUCCAUCCGCAUCCACGAUACCACUCAACCCGACUUCCCUCUCGCGCAAACUCUCGAAGGCGCACAUAAACUCGGCGUUCACCACCUCGUAACUUCAAGAGAAGGCAAGACCGCCGCAAGCGCUGGAUUCGAGGGAAAAGUAAAGAUAUGGAUGGUAUCAGAGGACGGGACAUGGUUCGAGAAGGGGGAUAUUGUUGAUCAGCACAACCCCGGAGACAUAUGGGCCAUUGCUCUCAGCGCAGACGGUAAUUAUCUCGCGAGCAGCAGCAUUGAUGGCAAGAUCAACGUGUGGUCUCUUACUUUCAACAAGGACUGUAUGCCGAAGAUCAGGGACUAUGAGACAAAGGGCAGCUUUGGGCUCUGUGUAAAUUUGAGCGCAGACGGUAAAUUCACUGCAUCCGGCCAUGAAAACGGCAGCGUUUUCAUCUUCAACAAUGACACAGGACGACUCGCACACUCUCUCCCUGGCCUCGUUCAACCCAUCCGUGCAGUAGCCUUCAGCCCUGCCUCAAAGCUUCUUGCUGCAGCUGGAGACGCAAGGGUAAUUGCACUCUACGACGUCAACUCUGGCGAGCAGGUGGCUAAUCUAGUUGGCCAUGGAGCUUGGGUGCUGACGCUGGAUUGGAGUGAUACUGGGGAGUAUCUACUUUCGGGGUCCCAUGACUCCAAAGCUAAAAUUUGGCGCAUCGACUCAAAAUCCUGCGUCACAACCCACACUCACGGUGACCGACCCCUCUGGGCUGCACGAUGGCUGCCGAAAACAACGAGGAGCGAGAUGUUCGCCCUGGCUGGUGGGAAUCAGGCUAUUGGCUUUUAUCGAGAGGCUGCGGGUUGAGUGAGAUUAUCAGGUGAAGAUGGUGUUUGUGUAAUAUGAUAGAGCGCAAUGUGGGGGAGUGGAGUGGAUUUUGCGUACGAAGCUUCUCUGAGCAUAGAGAAGGGCAUGGGUUGGGUUGGUCUUGGUCUGGCUGGCCAUUGAAAGGAAUGGUGAAUGGUGGUGGUGGUGGUGGUAGGAUUAGCUUGAUGGAGGAUGCCAGGAGGAUUCCCAGCCGUGUUUGUGUGCUCAUGCACGCUUCGAUAAGCAGAACAAAAGUAGAUGGGUAUUGGCAUCAGCAUCGGUGACUCCCGUUGGGUUUAGCAAGCAACUACUCCCAUCGGUAAUCC